CGCAAGGGCACUGAAAGCCACGCCAAAGUUAAUAACAUUUGGCUGUAGCUUCGCCCAUAAAUUCUCGAGGGAUUAGCGGCAACAAAAACUGAUUAAAAAGCCAGUCAGAUUUACGCUGCCAGGACAGUUGCGCAUGGAGAGCGCCAUACAGCUGAUGGAGCUGCAGCAUGAAACGAAGCAGAGCCCGAAGUGGACACGUUUGCUCGUGUGGAGCACGCUUGGCAGCACCAUUGGCGCCGCUGUGCCCGGCGGCUAUUGCAUGGGCAUCAUCAACAAUCCCGCCGUGCACAUGCGCUCCUGGUGCGCGGCCACCUUGCUGCAGAACUAUGGCAUGCAGCUGACGCCCGCUGGCCUGGACACGCUCUGGGCCUCGAUUGUGUCCAUCUAUUUGAUUGGCGGCGUGCUGGGCUCCGCCUGCGCCGGCUGGGCAGCCAAUCGUUUCGGUCGUCGCGGCUGUUUUCUGCUCAGCGGCUCGCUGCUGCUCCUGGCCGCGAUGGGUUUCUUCAGCUGCCGCUGGCUGCAGUCUGUGGAGCUGCUGCUGCUGUGUCGCCUGGUGGUCGGCCUGGGCGCCGGAUUGAUUACCACCGGCCUGCCCAUGUACCACAGCGAAAUUGCGGCGCUGCCACAGCGCGGCACACUGGGCGCCAGCUGCGCCGUUGGCUUCUCCGUGGGCAUUGUGCUGGCCCAGAUCUGCAGCAUGGAAGCGCUGCUCGGCGGCGAGCAGCAUUGGCAUUUGGCGCUCGGCUUUUAUGUGGUCUUCAUGGCCAUUUGUUAUGCUCCCUAUCGCUGCUAUGCGGAGAGUCCCAAAUGGCUGUAUAUAGUGAAGCAGCAACGGGAACAGGCGCUCCAUAUGCUCGUCCGUUUGCGCGGCGGCAAUAUUGGUCUGCAGUCAGAGAUUCAGGCCAUGGAACAGGAGGCAGCCGGCAAGUGCAGCAGUCGCAGCCUAGGUGAGGUCCUGAAGGAUCCCAAAAUGUUGCUGCCGCUGGUGCUGAUCUGCGCCUACCAAGGUGGCCAGCAGCUGACGGGCUGCUCCUCGAUCUUCUACUAUUCCGUGUCCAUCUUUCGCAGCAGCGGCCUGUCGCCACGCACCGCCGAGCUGCUGAGCCUGUGCGCCGGCAAUGUCAAUUUGGCCACAUCGCUGCUGAAUCCUUGGCUCAUGGCCCAAUUUAACAGACGCACCCUGAUGCUCCUGUCCAGCUUCUUUUGUGCUCUGCUCAUGUUCGCCUUCGGCCUGCUGGUCGAAUAUAGCGCGAUGAUACCCUGGUUGAUCUAUGGCACCAUUGCCAGCAUUUUCCUGUAUCUCAUUGCCUUUCAGCUGGCGCUGGGUGCCAUGCCCUCCUUCAUAGGCACAGAGCUCUUCGAGGUGCCUUCACGCUCGGUGGCCAACUCCUUGGGCAAUCAAACGGGCUGGAGCUGCAAUUUUCUGGUCGGCUUCCUAUUUCCCACCAUGCACUCAUUGAUGGGUUCUUGGGUGUUUCUGCUCUUCUCCAUGUUCAGCGCGCUGCUCUUUCUGCUCACCAAAUUCUAUUUGCCGGAGACGCGCGGUCGCGAGGUCUCUGAGGUAGCUGAGCUGGUUUCACAUGGUUUCAGGAGCAAAGUGCUUUGAUACAUAUUCUUACUUUAAGCGUUAUUUGAUCAGGUUUAAGUUAUAUUUUAUACGCAAUCAUUAAAAGGUGACCCAGGUCAUAUUAUAUAA
Messenger RNA from Drosophila montana, 1696 nucleotides. RefSeq names its product solute carrier family 2, facilitated glucose transporter member 1-like. The coding region runs from base 134 to 1606 and encodes 490 amino acids. The record is from RefSeq and is a predicted model, not a curated record. Gene Ontology annotation, molecular function: hexose transmembrane transporter activity. Lineage: Eukaryota; Metazoa; Arthropoda; Insecta; Diptera; Drosophilidae. Gene Ontology annotation, cellular component: membrane. Gene Ontology annotation, biological process: monosaccharide transmembrane transport. The transcript has 5 exons.